Molecule: messenger RNA, 1932 nt
Organism: Soboliphyme baturini
Lineage: Eukaryota; Metazoa; Nematoda; Enoplea; Dioctophymatida; Soboliphymatidae
Source: the annotation of a GenBank genome assembly
CUGAGGUUCUGGUUUUUAGGACAUCCUACUUCUUCGCCUGUAACUCCCGAUGAAGUGUUGGAACAUUAUUGGAUGUCGUGCCAGCGACAAUCUAUUACUCCGAAGAAGAGUGUCGUGAACCAAAUUAAGGUGACUGAGCUGCGCUCAACUAAUUCCAUUUCAGGCGAACACGUGAACUAUGCCCACAUGGAUUGCCUGGAGGAAAUAUUCCAGAGAGUGCGCUUCGACAUUAUCGACUUUUCCAAGUGCUCUAUCGACGAUGACACGCUGAUUGCUCUGUCAGACAUGAUCGAGUUCUACGAUUUGGCGGUGUGUUUGAAUCUCAGUUACAAUCAGAACAUCAGUUUGCGUGGAUGGCAAACCCUGUUUCGAAUGCUUAGAAAGACUCCGUGCGUACAAACUCUUAACUUGAAUUCUACUUCGUUGUCUGAUCGUGCGGUGCCUAUGUUAAGUAAGGUUUUGCGGGCAGAUGCGUAUCUGCAGUGUCUGUACUUAGAACACUGUUCUAUAAGUGGCAAGUCGCUUCUGUUGCUAGCCAAUGGUCUGAAAUCCAACGCAAGUAUCCGUGAACUGUACUUGUCCGAUAAUAACAUAUGUUCAACGGAUAUUACGUACAUUAGUCAAAUGCUUAGCAGCAAUUCGACCUUAGAAGUACUGGAUUUGAAAAACAAUCAGAUUCAGGAUAGUGGCCUGCCGGCGCUGUGCAAUACGCUGACAGAUACUGCCGUGCAAGGCAAGACAAAACUUCAUACGCUGAUUUUGUGGAACAAUCGAUUAACGGCCAGUGGCAUGGUUCACAUCUCGAAUUUGUUGUUUGAAAACAAAGUUCUGAGGACGUUGAACUUGGGCGCAAACGAAAUCAGGACCGAAGGGGCUAUGAUAUUAAAAGAUGCUCUCAUCCGUAACCGGACACUGUUGAAAAUCGGAUUGCAAAACACGAAAUUAAACUGCCAAGCUGCCAUUACCAUAGCGGAGUGCCUUGCAGAGAAUCCGGUUUUGAUCCGGGUGGACUUACGGGACAAUCCUGGCAUUAAAUCCGCCGGUCUGUUAGCGCUGCACGUGGCUCUAAAGAUUAACACCACUGUGCUUUCCGUCAACCUGGACAAGACCUGUUGCGAAAUGUCGUCGAUGUCUCGAGGCAAGCAGUUUGCCGACCACCUGAAAAAGACGUACCGAGAGUUCGAGGCAUUCGUCUACCGAAACAAUAAGUUGAUAUUAGAUCGAAUGAGGAGCGAAAAACUGGCUGUUGUGCUUUCCUCGCCGCCGCUCGUCGAAAUCCCUGUCACCGACGAGGUCCAUAUGAGGGUGUGCGAUAACGGAGUGGUGGCCUCUCAGCCGGACACCGGCGAAAUGCCAGUAGUUGAAACGACCAUGCCUGCGGCGUCACGGAAAGCCGAGGCAUCUUUCCUUCAACGCAGCAGUUCAGUCAGCGCCGGGUCGUCCGCCGUUGUUUCGAAGCCUGUGGAUACGUCGUCACGGGCUUUUAGCACCGCCUGCAGAUCAAGUUGGGUCAGUGCUCAGCACCAGCAGAGUCGAGAUGGAGAACUAGAAGCGGCAGUGAAACAGGUUGUGAAAGACUUGGUUAACUUCUGUACAUACGAUGUCGAUGGCGUCGCUUUCUUGCGUUCGACCUCCGUCGAUAAACUUGUGCCGACUGCUGGCCGAAAUUCAGUUGACGGCGAAAUCCGGGAUUUGAUUGAGGAUCUCGUUCGCUUCUGUGAAUUCGAAACGCGUCAGCUCUCUCAUGAUGAGGUUAUUAAUCCGCAGCAAAAAUCAAAGAAUUUUUCUAGCCUUGUGACUCCUGUUGUAGAUGACGAAAACGUCAAAGGAGUUCAUCAGGUCGCACAGGAACUUAUUAAUGGCAUUUUGAAACGUGUCGCCUUCCGUUUGGAUAAAGUGAGAAAUAAUUCAUCUGUGGUGUAUUACUUGUGA